AUGAGAAUCGGAAGAAUUUGCGAGGCUAUUGGGAGAUGGUUCGACAGGACUGAGGACAGCAACAACAUGAACACUUUGUCACUGUUUGCGAAAUUUAGAAAGGAUAGAGUUGAACCACAUAAUUCUGAUGAUCAUUGCAUUCCAACUGACCACUUGGACGUCACUGAUGUCGAGGAUUCCAAAUACCUGAAUUGGCUGAAGGAACACCCCAGUGCAUUGACAGUGUUCCAGGAGAUCAUGAAUGCAGCAAACGGGAAACAGAUUGUCGUUUUCUUGGAUUACGAUGGAACUCUGACGCCCAUUGUGGAUGACCCUGAAAAGGCUUUCAUGUCUCCAGCGAUGCGCAGUGCAGUCCGUGAUGUAGCCAAGAAGUUUUCUACUGCUAUUAUAAGUGGGCGUAGCCGUGAUAAGGUGUAUGGUUUUGUGAAGCUAGAGGAGUUAUACUAUGCUGGAAGCCAUGGAAUGGACAUCAAGGGACCUGUAACGCAGUCCAUGUCCUAUGAAUGCAAGUAUCAGACAAAGGCCUUAGAUCAUCAAGGAAAUGAGCUCACCAUCUUCCAGCCUGCUCAGGACUUUCUUCCUUCGAUUAAGGAGUUGUUAAACAGGCUGAAGAAGGAAACAUGUGACAUCGAGGGCGUGUUUAUAGAGGACAAUAGAUUCUGCCUUUCUGUUCACUACAGACAUGUCCCGGAAAAUGAUUAUGCAGCAUUGGAGAAAAUCAUAAAGUCGGUACUGGAGGAGUACCCUAAGUUUCGCAUGAACUUUGGAAAGAAGGUUAUGGAAUUGAAGCCUUCGAUUGAGUGGAACAAAGGGAAUGCUGUUUUGUAUCUGCUUGAUACUCUAGGUUAUGCUAAUUCAAGUGAUGUUUUCCCAAUUUUCAUUGGAGAUGACAAAACCGAUGAAGACGCUUUUAAGGUGAUUCGCAGCAGCAAGCAAGGAUGUCCAAUCCUGGUAUCAUCCAUUCCUAGAGACACUCGGGCUUUAUCCUCUUUGCAAGAUCCAACUGAAGUGGAGUCGUUUUUGAUCCGUUUGGCCAACUGGGUCCCAGCUGGGACCCAGUGACGACCAAAAACAUUGCUCUGGGUUGGUUUGGGGGUACAUAACAUAAGGCUUAUUGAGGAGUUUUUUUUAGGCAGCAGCAGUUUAUAUAAAUCAGAAAUUUAUUAGGCUUCUUAUUAAUAGUAAUAAGUAGCUUAGAAUUAUAUGAUAGGAAAGGCGGGUGUUUUUAAAUCGCCAGGAAAAUGCUCCCAAUAAAGCCUUAUUUAGUUCAGCCAGGGUUAGGGGUUUAUGUUUCUCUUUUCUCUUCUUUUUUCUCCCUACUCAUUAGAUUACAACAUCAAAGAUUGCAGGGGUUAUAGGUUUUCUAAUCCAUUUUAGAAUACUUCUUACAAAUGGGUUAUCAAAUCUAUAUAUAGGUCAUAUACAUGGACAAUAUGGUGUUAUACAAAGGCG
Molecule: messenger RNA, 1452 nt
Organism: Oldenlandia corymbosa var. corymbosa
Lineage: Eukaryota; Viridiplantae; Streptophyta; Magnoliopsida; Gentianales; Rubiaceae
Source: the annotation of a GenBank genome assembly